AUGGAGGAAGUUAAGCAAAUUAAUGGACAGCUAUUGUACUGUGACACCGACUCCAUAUUCUAUGUCAAAAAAUGUGGGGGCAAUUUUGUCGGCGAAGGGGAAGCUUUGGGUCAAAUGAAGCGAGAACAUCUUGGAAGGAAAAUAAUUGAAUUUGUUUCUGGCGGUCCAAAAAAUUAUGGAUUUCGACAUGUUGAUGAGGCCACUGAGAGGGAUGAAAGGGCCGAACUAAAAAUAAGAUCUUUUCCACUUUCCUAUGCAACACACCAGCUGCUAAAUUUUCAAACAAUGAAAGAACUUGUUAUAUGUCAAUUCAAUAUUGAUGGGGAAAUUGAUGAUAUGGCUUCUGAAAAUUGUAUAUUGGAUUCUAACAACAUAAUUAGUGUAGAAUUUCCUCAAAUUGGACGAACAACACGUUCUGAUCUUUAUACAAUAAUGGCUAAGAAGGACUACAGAGUUUGUUUUGAAAAAGGAAGGAUUCGGCCAAAUAUGGAAACGCUACCAUUUGGGCACGGAAAUGUUUUGGAACAACAACAACAAGAGGAUCAAAUAAUUCAGCAACCACAUGUUCAAGUUCACCAACGACAACAACAAUACCAACAACAUCCCAUUUUGGAUUUACAAGCUAUUCCUGGUUCUUCGAAUUGGACUGAUGUGGAUUAUUUAAGACGAUAUAGAUAA
Meloidogyne enterolobii is the source of this 678-nucleotide messenger RNA. Lineage: Eukaryota; Metazoa; Nematoda; Chromadorea; Rhabditida; Meloidogynidae. The record is from the annotation of a GenBank genome assembly.